Schistocerca cancellata (South American locust) is the source of this 3488-nucleotide messenger RNA. Its product is annotated as little elongation complex subunit 2-like. Gene Ontology annotation, biological process: positive regulation of transcription by RNA polymerase III; snRNA transcription by RNA polymerase III; snRNA transcription by RNA polymerase II. The coding region runs from base 14 to 2635 and encodes 873 amino acids. Lineage: Eukaryota; Metazoa; Arthropoda; Insecta; Orthoptera; Acrididae. The transcript is spliced from 13 exons. The record is from RefSeq and is a predicted model, not a curated record. Gene Ontology annotation, cellular component: transcription elongation factor complex.
UUAUGGUUAAUAGAUGUGGGGUAGCUUUCGUUUUAGAGCUUUGUGGUGUCAUUGUUUGAAUGUUGUGACAGCGCCAUGUGUUGAUUGUUUAAAAAUCCCGAUACUUGCUAUGGACGAGUAUAGGAAAAUAUGGAAAAAAGUGGAUGCAAACCCAGAUGAAGGAUUUGUCUUUUCUGAUGAAAUAUGGAAGAAGUACUAUACAACUUCGAAAAUACUCAACAACACUUUCAGAUCAAUUGUAGAAUUUUGUUCUGAAGGUGAUACCAGCAGUGAGACAGUACAGGCUGCUAAGAGGGCUCAGAAUUUAAGACAGCUAUGUAUAGUGUAUAAAAAGAAAAUUAAAUGGAAAAAUCCAACUGAGCGCAGGUACCUCAACGUACUCCACCCUGUUGCGAAGUGUCCUGAAAAAUCUCUUCUGGAUGCUGUGCAGCAUGAGGUCUAUUGUUACUUGUACGACAAAUUGACUCAUUCCAAUGCAAGAUACCCUCUUACAAAAGAAGAAAAUUCGCUCUUCAGUACGUUGCACCAGCAGGUGUUACAAGAAAGACCUAUGUUUUACAAAUAUGUUGAGAACAUAUGGCCUACACAUCAAAAGAGAUGCAAGAAUAUACAUCCAGAAAUAAAGAAGUAUGUGGAUACAGUAUGGAAGGUACGUCUGUCUUCUGUUGCUACUUAUCCUCAGAAGUAUUGUAAUGUGAAAAUGGUUCCACUGGUAUUUUCUGGGAAUAGCAAACUUGUCAGAGCGCUCCCAGCACCUAAGGACUCUUUUUCAUCGGGAAUUGCUGCCAGAUAUGUACCACCUAAUUACGGAAUGGAACUAAAAGUGAAAACAGACAAUGAUGAAAUGGCAGCCGUAUUUCCUCCAGAGAGCUUUGCAACAAAGACACCAGUGAGCAGAGACAAAACAGCUCAGAAUAUUGUCUCUGGUUGUGGACCUGAUGUGGUCAUAUCAAUGAGUGGUUUGAAAUGCAUUAUGGACAAUUUCUCCCCAGAAUAUGAUACAGAAUGGGACAUCCCUGUUGUUGUAAGAGAAGAAAAAUCAUCAAAUGUCUCAUAUUUCGGUAAAAAAGUUGUUUAUAUUGAUAAACCAUUGCCACCAAGGAACAUGAGUACUAUGGAUAAAAAUAAAUGGUAUCACAAAUACAGUAUCAGAGCUCUUCUGUGUCGUCCACGGAGCCAAGGGGUUUUGAAGCCCACAGUUACUGCAUCUGUAGGCAGUAAAAGUGCAUCACCAACAAAAUCUGCACGAAAUACGUCAGCAGAGAAAGCUGAAAAUGAGUUGCAAAGUGAAAGUCCUGAACUCGUAUGUAAAAAGGAUGGUGCAGAAAGUGAAAAUGACGAAAAACUUGUGGAGUCAUCAGAGGAAGAUGAUCAGUGUCCUUCAGAUUCAUCAACUGAAAGACUCUUCAUUGCUUGUAGUGAUGAUGAUGACAGCACCAGAGAACAUCACACACAGAAGAAAAAGAAGGUGACGCGUCAGCCAGCUCCAAAACUAAAUCGAACUAAGAAUCUAGAAGAAAGAAGAAAAUCACAGUGUUCUGAUAGAAGUGAAAUUGAGUCAUGUGAUAACAAGACAUGUGAUAAUAAGAACGCAAGUGCAAGUUUUAAUAAGAAUGCAAGUGCAAGUGUAAAUAAAAAUGCAACUGCAAGUGUUCAAAAACAAAUAAAAACCUAUGGAAAACAGUCAAAGCAUAAUACGUUGAAUGUUUCUGCUACUGCAAGCUGUGCAGCACAUGAACUAGAGAAAUCGAGUCCCGGUAACAAUGGAAACAUAUCCGAAGAAGAAAAACACACUUCAGAAGACCAUAGUAAGAGAAUUAAUUUGAUGUCAAACUUCAGUGUAUCUUACAGACUGUGGAAAUUGAUGCUUGAGAAAGACAGCCAAGAGGAAACGAGAGCCAAUUUUCUGAAAAGUGAAAGCGGCUACAGGCCCAUAGUGAUGCUUGUGCGAAGCAAGCAAGAUGCUGUGAGGAUAGCUAAUGGUGAAGUUCAUCCUGUCUGUCUGGCAUCAAAACUUGAGUAUCAGUCAGAGUAUGGUAUGGAACUUCCAGCCAUGUCGGAGGUCUGCAGGCAGUGGAUCUCCCUGUAUUUCAGGGAUAAAUGCAAUUUGGUUAGAGCAAGGAUUGACGCACCAUCUCAGAAACUGCUCUUAGUUGAGGACAAAAAGAUGGAAGAUCUGGCUCGAGAAUGGUUUGACCAGCGAAUUCGUUCCUCCUUGCUGUCCAUCUUGUACAGUAUACUGCUUGGUCUACUGGAUGUGGAACCAGGAGAUUAUCUGCUGUCUCACAGGAAGAAAAUGGGUGCUUUUGCAUCACUAAUGAAAGCCACUGACAGGGAUAGUUCUUUGGACCUGAAACAGAUAUAUGAAAGUGUUGAUGCUGAAGCACCAGAAAUUGUAACAGAGAUUCAGUGGCCACCGCUUGAUGUCAACUUGCAGACACCAAACCAGUACAAACUACAUCGAGUCCCAUGCCUUUUUGAACCCUGUACCAUUAGUCAGAAUACCACUUAUAAAACCCAAAAUAAGUUUAAACCUAAUAAAAAGAGACAAAAGAAAAAGAAGAAGAAAAAACCCAUCCAAGAAAAAAAUAAACAUUCUGAAGGACAGACUAGUCACACGACCCAAUGGUGCUGAUCACCUAUGAAGCAGCAGGCAGAGAUAAAGGCGUUAAGUACCUCUUUGCAACAGAAUUGUGUACUAAAGUUUAAAAUUCCUGUAGCAGAAGUUGCAAAAUUGGGGAAAUUAUUGUGCUGUAUUUGUUCUUGAAAAUUAAUAUUUAUUGUAGAUAACAGAGUUUAAAUAUUUUCAGUUUUGUUUUGUUUUGUCAUCUGUUCAACCCACUCUGCGUAAUCUGUCAGUGUAUAGAUUCCUGUGAAAAUAGCUCCAUAGUGUUCCUGGCCAUACAUGUAAAUCAAGGGAGCCCCACAUGAGCACAGCAUAUUGAUUGCACCUCACGUUUGCCUCCAAUAUGACAUGUCCCAACAUGAUGACUCGUGAUGCACACAAUGCUUGUUGUGUUCUGUUUCUCAUUAUAGUUAGCCACAAUAAUCAUUUGCUAGAUGCUUUGGAUGCUCCAACAUGUCAUUAAAAGAAAAAUUAAAUCCCCAUUUUAUGAUAAUUGUUGUUAGGAUAAAUAUAUUUUUGGAUUACCUUUACAGAUGCACACUGUUAUGCAAACUUUUUCUGUAAAUGAGUUUUUAUUUUUCGGGGAGUAAGAAAAAGAAUACUAUAUGUGAGAACUUAUGGUGUAUUUCAUCUUGUGAUGCUAUCCUUAACACUUACCAUGCUAAACCCUUAACUGCAUGCCACUCCCUGUGUGCUGACUGAUUUUUUCUAUUUUCAACAGACUUUAAAUAGCUGUAAAGGACGUUUAGUUAGAGAUACAUAAAAGCCACACGUAUGGUUUAAAACUUUAAGGUUUCAACUUUACAUGGGUUAACAGUCAUGUGUAUGGGGCAUAUACUGUUUCCAAGAAGGGAUGCGGAUU